Molecule: messenger RNA, 471 nt
Organism: Cyphellophora attinorum
Lineage: Eukaryota; Fungi; Ascomycota; Eurotiomycetes; Chaetothyriales; Cyphellophoraceae
Exons: 1
Coding region: 1-471 (156 amino acids)
Source: RefSeq, a predicted model, not a curated record
AUGCCCAACAAGGGUGGCCUCACCGACCGCGAAGCAGCCAUCGAUGCGCUCCAUCGCUUCGUAUGGGCCCUUGAUGAAGGAAGUCACGAGCUUUCUGCGAGCUCCCUGACCUCGGACGCUGUCAUGGCCCUGCACUUCACGCACAAUGGUGCCAAGCCACGAGAGGUCGAGGGACGAGACACUAUUGCGGAACUGCUUAUGAGUGCUGUCGGACGACCGCUGGACACCACACACAUGGCAACGAAUGUGCGUUGCGAGGUGGAUGGCGAUAAAGCGAAUUUGCAAGCGCAGAUCUUGGCCCAGCAUUUUAGUGGGGGUCAGGGACUGGCACCAAAUCCGAAACCAUACUACCUCUUCGGAAACAUUUAUCAAUGCGAGAUUGAAAGAGCUGAAGAUGGGCUGUGGAAGAUCAGUCGUGUAACGAUAAGGGCUGCGUGGACGCAAGGCGAUCCAAGUGUGAUGAAGGUUUGA